AUGCAGCAGAUUCGUUUGGUCGCCUGGACACUGGCGCUGCUGGUGGCGCAAUCGGCCCGUGCCAAUCUGGCCGGUGAAAGUACCGUGACGACGGCGACCGGUAAGCUGAUCGGUGGCUCCCCCUCGUUGCCGGCAUCGUCGGAACCCCUGUCCUUCGGAAGCCUGUACCGGAGCGCCCGGGAUGAGUACGGUGCCGCCCGGGGGCGUUGCUCGAACUGUGGACCGGGCUACGAACGGGACAUGCGUACCGUGGGCUACGGCCGACCGACGGCAAACGGCGUUACCGGGUUCUACAGCGGGAUGGGUUCGAUUCUGGACGAUCGCAACUGGUACUACCGCCCGGAAGGCUACGAGCCGAGCUAUCCGUCGCAGCAAGCGUACGGCGGCCCGGCCAGCAACCGACAGCCGCCGGCGUACAUGGGCGGCUACGACUACGAUCGUUACAUGCACCGUCCGGAUGACCGCGGUUACGGUGGGUACCCGGCGAUGGCGAUGAGAACCGGAUACGGAUACCCGGACGGCGGUGGUAGCGGCAGCAGCAGCAGCAGCAGGAUGCCGUACUAUCCCGACAUGAUGAUGCGCGGCUACGGUUACCGGGGCAACGGCUACGACAACUUGGAUCCCCAGUACGAGUACUACAUGAUGCAGCGGGGCGGAUCCAGCAGUGGCUACAAUAUGCACAAUCGAGAUCGCAACGGCUACUACGAUGAUCGAAUGGGCAACCGGGGUUACUACGACCAGAAGAACUUCCGGCCGUGGGACGAAACGUACAGUCGUCCCACCACCUCUUCCUCCCCGUCAUCAUCAUCAUCACAAUCGUCACCCUCAUCCGCAUACGGCCAUCCAUCCUACCACUCCCAAACGGCAUCGGCGGCAUCAUCAUCUGUCCAUACUGGCUACGGUGCCAGUGAAGGUAGUCAACAGGGAUACCGACCGGAGCAGCAGCCGCACAGUCCCGAUCGACCGGACUACAGCCGGCAGCCAACGGAUUCGAACGGCUGCCGCAAUCGAUACCCGGAGCAGUCACCAGCACCACAAAAUGGCUACCACCACGGUAGCGGUGGAUCGGCACCCUACGCCGGUCAGCGGCCUUCGUCGGCCCCCGGAACCUGGAACUACUUAGGUGGUGGUGGUGGUAGUGGUGGCACAGGACCGAUCAGCACCGAUCAGAACCAACAUUACGGUGGCGCAGCAAGUGCCGGAGGUUCGUACGGUGGUAACAAGGACCCCCGACCGGGUCACCAUCCCGGCGGUGCCGGCAGCCCGACGAACGAAUACGGUGGUAACCGAGGGUCCGAACACCAGGGAAACCGGGAAACAGAUCAUCGGCAGCAGAGGUGA
Messenger RNA from Anopheles cruzii, 1341 nucleotides. RefSeq names its product RNA-binding protein FUS. The transcript is spliced from 5 exons. NCBI's taxonomy places the organism in Eukaryota, Metazoa, Arthropoda, Insecta, Diptera, Culicidae. The coding region runs from base 1 to 1341 and encodes 446 amino acids. The record is from RefSeq and is a predicted model, not a curated record.